AUGCAAAGCCCUCUGCUCAUUCAGUCUGCCAACGUUCCAUCUUCUUCUAAGUCAGACCACCGCUAUCAAUCACCUCUGAUAGUGGACUAUCCGCUGCUAGCGCAGAGGGGACAAGUGAGCGGGCAGCCUCCUAUCGCACACGUCCAGCAAUACGAGCGUGCAUGCCCGGUCCCCACUACUACACUCAAUCACCCCUUGGGUGUAGAUGCAGUAUAUUACCGAGACUAUCCCCUGUUAGCGCAGAGGGGACAAGUGAGCGGGCAGCCUCCUAUCGCACACGUCCAGCAAUACAGGCGUGCGUGCCCAGUCCCCACUGCUGCACUCGAUCAGCCCUCGGGUGUAAAUGCAGUGUAUUACCGACCCGCCGUGGAUGUCCCAGUGGUCGCUCAAUAUCACGCAUCAGCUACCUUCUCGCCGAAGGACAUCAGUUUGGUACAUACCCAUGCGUCAUAUUCUAACCAGCCCAUUUCCGAGUUCAUCAGCAAUAACUGCGGGAACUGGACACUCGCGUUGGAUGUCCCUAUCCCAAAAGACUUGGUCCACCCGACGCUCACGUCACUCUCAUAUACGGUCAAAUAUAGCACGGCGAAUGAUCACUUAGCUUGUGUCGUGCGAUCCAAUAUUCUACUCGCAACAAUGGAAUCAGAGGAGCCAGGCGAUAAGAAGACUAGCGAGGCUACUGCUGUGUGCCUUUCGUCCGUGCUAGGCAUCAAAGCUAAUGACUUAGAGAACCAGUGGAACCACUUCGUAGAUCGCCAAGAAAUUCCUGUUAAUGCCCGCAUCGUCAAGGACAGCCGUCUGUACUUGCAGAUCCACAUCUCAGAGUAUCCUACCGUAGCGAUGCUGCGCUCUCUUUCGAUGGAUGUCUUUGCUACUUGGCUGGAUGAAGAUGAAGAAAAACGUCUGCUUCAGAAACGUCAAGAAGCUGAGGUGGGCAGCGCCGCGGAUGAGAAGAUGCAGGAAAAGAUCCAAAAAGCGCUCGACCGUCUUCCAAAGGAACGUAAAUGUCCUAAAGGAUAUGCUUGGGUCCAAAAUCCGACUGGCUUCGAGUGCGCGGCGGGUGGACACAGCAUUUCUUGGGAGGAAUUGAAUCAAUUGACUGGCUCGAGUAACUAG
Messenger RNA from Suillus fuscotomentosus, 1116 nucleotides. RefSeq lists its product as uncharacterized. NCBI's taxonomy places the organism in Eukaryota, Fungi, Basidiomycota, Agaricomycetes, Boletales, Suillaceae. The record is from RefSeq and is a predicted model, not a curated record. The coding region runs from base 1 to 1116 and encodes 371 amino acids. The transcript has 2 exons.